AUGAGGGAGAUCACAAAUGGCCAAUUAAGCCUCGAAGAUGCGGCUAAAUGGCUUGCGAUGAAGGUCAAAUCAGUACUCAAGGAUCUUCAGGACGAUGAGGUGCUCUCUCAUCGUCACUACCCUCGUCUACCUCAGUCUGACGUCUUCAAAGCCCUGCGAAUGAAGGUCUCGAAUGAGGCACUCGCCUUACUUGAGAAGGAAUGGACGGAACUUAAUCAAUUCAUGAUGAGGGGAGAGCAAUUGAGCGAGAUUUGCGAGUGCCCGAUUCUCUACCAGUUCGGUAUUGCCUGCAGACAUCAUCUACUCUGGGCUUUUCUCGAAAAUUUACCUCUACCGAAAACUCUUCUGCACCCUCGUUGGUGGCUGUCAGGAUCGGAAAUCACGGAGCGUAAUUGGAAGCCAUUCUACCCUUCUAAGGCGCCUCAAGAAGAUCUGAGGUCGAACCAAGACGCUCAGCAGGCUCUACUACUCGCUGAAAUCAGAAAUCAGCUAAAUCCUGAGGAGCGCCAUCGUUACGAUGUUCAAAUAGCUCGUGGAGAGCAACAAAUUCGCGAAUUCCACAGGCAAGUCUUUAGGGAUCUUUCAAUGAUCGGUCAACAACACCUUGAAUUGCAGCAAAUACCCAUCGGCCAACCUGACCCUGUUGUGAGACGACGAAUCGUUCAAAAGGCCCCCCACGGACCUCGUGAAGCACGGGGCUUAACAGCGAACGAGAUUCUAGAACGUCAAGAGCGCCAGGAAAAGCGUCAAAGACGUCAAGAUGAACGCGCCGACGAGCGACGACAACAAGUUCAAUUGACGUCUACUUCCCGAGCCAGCAUAACAGUGACAGAGACAGCAAGACCGACAACACCUCCUCCGCCUCAGGUUACUCCUCUCUCACGACGUUUACCAAUUCGCACUCCAGACAGACCACGACCGCGUCGAUCUCCUACCCCUGAGGCCUCUCCGACAGUCAACGACGAGAUCUUCGAUCUACCAGCGUCUACGGCACCUCCAGCACUAGGAGGAGGUAGAGGAAAGAGAAGGCGCAACCACACGGCGAGAUACAAAGAGGCAAAGGAGCAAGGACUCAUACAAGAUUCACAAGAGGCUCACAGAGCAUCAGGAAGGCUCUGA
Molecule: messenger RNA, 1119 nt
Organism: Rhinocladiella mackenziei CBS 650.93
Lineage: Eukaryota; Fungi; Ascomycota; Eurotiomycetes; Chaetothyriales; Herpotrichiellaceae
Exons: 1
Coding region: 1-1119 (372 amino acids)
Source: RefSeq, a predicted model, not a curated record